UACUCCAGAUAUAACAGAUUGACCCUAGCCCCCCGACACAUAAAUUAUUGCAGCAUAAAUACUGGAGGAUAAUUGUGCUUUGAAUGUUGAUCAGCUUGUAAACUCACUGUUGAGAAAAAUUGCCUUUGAAUGUUUUGGUAUCGAGUGAAGAACUCGUCAUUGUCAACACUCAUUCAGCAUCGUUCACACCCUCUUAAGCUUUAGUCCCACCCAUCUCGUUUCGUUCUCAGAGCGCAUACCUGACACUCUGGCCGAUGAUUUGUUUACCUCCCGACAACAUGAAAACAGCCUAACCAACCUAGCUGUAUUUUGUUUUAUUGCGUUUUAUUCUAGACGUUUACUGACACCGGCCAUAUUCAACGUGUGUUGUACACACGUCACGUAACGUCAGCCAACGGGCCAGCCAGCUAACAUUAGCUAGUUAAACAACAAUGAACACAGUGCCAAUAAUACCACAGUGCUGGAGCUAAUCAGCCAGGUUCAAUGUUAGUUAGCUGGGUAACAUUAGGAUCUAACUAGAAAAGCAACAGGCUCUGAGAACAGCUGCCUAUUAUAAUACACUAUUAGAUCAUAGCGUUUUCCUUCUACGUUCCUUGUACGUUCCUUGUACGUUCCCAGGAAUACUGGUCAAACGGAGACAAGAGUCGCUAUGUCCCAAAAGAGGUGUCAUUUCUCUAAUUUGUAACCAUGGAAAUCAUGGGAAUCCUCCUGGCUGCAAUCUCAUUGGUCGGCGCGUGUUUAAUAACCACAGUGGUGUCAUUGGUCUUCGUUCACUUCAAAAAGACUCCCAUUGACAGGGCCAACAACUCUGAGCUGAGCUUCCUGGGGAAAACAAUAGUGGUGUUGAUGGCCUUAAGGGCUACACUUCCAGCCAGUAAUGUCAUGAAAUGGUUUGGUCCUUCACAGCAGAGACUCAGUGUUCUGGCUUUCACUCUCAUACAGGUCCUGAUUUGUGCUCUUUGGUUAACAGUCUCCCCUCCUUCCCCCUACAGGAAUAUGAAAACCUACAAGGAAAAGAUCAUUCUAGAGUGUGAUGUGGGUUCAGCAAUUGGUUUCUGGGCUGUGUUGGGCUAUAUAGGACUCCUGUCUCUCUUGUGCUUUGUGCUGGCUUUUCUGGCUCGGAAGCUGCCUGAUAACUUCAAUGAGGCCAAAUUCAUCACCUUCAGCAUGCUCAUAUUCUGUGCAGUCUGGAUCACCUUUAUCCCAGCUUAUGUCAGCUCUCCUGGGAAGUUCACUGUAGCUGUGGAGACAUUUGCUAUCCUGGCCUCUAGUUAUGGUUUACUUUUCUGUAUAUUUGCUCCCAAGUAUUAUAUCAUAUUACCUCAACUUUAUACACACUUUUAGUAUUGAGAGGGGUUAGGGAGGUUGUGGGCGUUAGACAGGUGCACUGGUUGCUUCCCCUCCCCCAAAAUGGUCAGUAUUGUGAAAUCAUUCUAAAGUUAAGGAAAUGUUUGAAUGGAGGAUGCUGAUCCGAGAGCAGCGUUGUCUUUCUUUCGAUGCUAUCAAUAUCGACACGCUCUCCAACGACACACUUAGCGACCGUUCUCUCUGCGUAAUGUUUGGGGAAACGCAUGUUAAGUCUUCGGCCCUGGAUUGUGAGGAUAAAUGGUAGGCAGGAUUUCUGCUAUCGACUUUAUAUUUUAAUUAUUAUUUUGGGUUUAGGGGUCUGGUCACUUGUAUUUUUUUAAUCUUUCAUGGAGAGUUUAGUUAAAAUAUGCUUUUCCUGAAGGGAGGGCCAUCGAUUUUAAAUUGCAGUUAGGUCCGAUUUUCUCCACGUACCGCUUAUUAUAAAUAACCUACCGUACAUGUUGACUGAUUGAAAUAAGUUAAUUCCUAGAGACAAAUUAUGACUAGAAAAACAAU
Molecule: messenger RNA, 1863 nt
Organism: Oncorhynchus gorbuscha (pink salmon)
Lineage: Eukaryota; Metazoa; Chordata; Actinopteri; Salmoniformes; Salmonidae
Product: vomeronasal type-2 receptor 26-like
Exons: 1
Coding region: 688-1344 (218 amino acids)
Biological process (GO): G protein-coupled receptor signaling pathway
Cellular component (GO): membrane
Molecular function (GO): G protein-coupled receptor activity
Source: RefSeq, a predicted model, not a curated record